AAGCUCUUCCCAAAUCCGGAGAUACGUGGUUGUCUCGCGCCAAAUUCUCAAUUCGCUGCCAGCUUCGCAAACAGCUGAGAGCCCUGGAUCACCACUUUCCUAGGAACCCAGUGCAAGCAGUGGGAUACUAACGAAGGUCAGGUCAUAGCCGGUAGGUUCUUGAUAGCCGACCGUCUCAAGCAUGUGAGGAACCCAGAAAACUUCAAGGACUGGAAUGGUCGCUUCGCUAUCGAUUGGCCGAUAGGUAAGAUCCUCGAACACAAGUAUGCUGACGGCAUCAUCGAGUGCAAAGUACGUUACCUAGGCUCCCUGCCGGCGGAAUGUGGAGUUCGAUGAGGCGUGGCUCACUGCGGAGGCGCAUGAUGGUAUACAGAGAUGGAAUAUACUGAAGAGAGGCCUGAUUCUGCAGAUGAGCAUGAUGAUGAAGAUGAAGGUGAACGCCUUCCAAAUGAAGACACGAGUAAUGAAACAGACGAGCGAAGGAUUGUAUGCCCGGUGAUCGAAGCAUAUAUAGUACUAAAAGCCUCUAGGAACUACUCUGAGAUACGAUUUGCGCAGAAACGCAAGCAAGUGUAUAUUUAUUCCCCUUAUGGGCCUUACCUGUGACUGUAUGGCUUCUGCCGUAGGGCAUCCAAGACAAAUGUACCAGACCCUCCUAGGUGGGCGGUCCCAGUGCAAUCUGGCUGGCCCAAACACUCAUACAGUACAUUCAUGCCCAAAGGAUACUAAGAUGCACCAUGGAACACGAAAGCAUUAUGAGUGGUGCUGAAGUGAGAAGGGCAAACAAGGCGCAGCUUGAUAGGU
Macroventuria anomochaeta is the source of this 804-nucleotide messenger RNA. RefSeq lists its product as uncharacterized. Lineage: Eukaryota; Fungi; Ascomycota; Dothideomycetes; Pleosporales; Didymellaceae. The record is from RefSeq and is a predicted model, not a curated record. The coding region runs from base 376 to 606 and encodes 76 amino acids. The transcript has a single exon.